AUGUCGCCCGCACGCAACAUGCCCACCGUGAGCUCGCCUCUCUCGCCAAGGACUGAGCCCCUGGCUAUUCCCUCAGGCCGUCGACGACCUCAAGUCCACUCACGCCAGUCAUCGACCAGUGGCCCCGCCAUGCACCUCCGACUGCCGUCUUUGCCACGCUUCCACCCUGCCAAUUUUGGAACUCCCAGUUCGAGUGCGUCAGGCACGCCGGUCACUGGCCCAAACAGCCCGAACCCUCCUCUCUCCCCUCGGUCAGGCAACACUGUCAGCAAAUAUGAAGCUCAGAAGCAGAUGUACCUCUACCAGCAGCAGCUCCAGGCCAGGACCUCCACUCAAGUUCGAGGAUCACUGUCCGCCAAACCCACCAGCCCUCGUCUGGAUCCCUUGGCCAGCCCUGGAGCCGUCACGCCUCUGGAGCUCGAAGGCGCUGAUAGCUACUUGACAGCUGGAGUCAACCCUCAGGAAGCUGCUUCGCAUGUCGAGAGGCUGAUCCACGAAGAAGCCAACCGCCGUGGUGACCUCUCUCCUGGGCGUACAACCUCAGUUGGCGGCAGGUGA
This is a messenger RNA of Macroventuria anomochaeta, 558 nucleotides long. RefSeq lists its product as uncharacterized. The transcript has a single exon. Lineage: Eukaryota; Fungi; Ascomycota; Dothideomycetes; Pleosporales; Didymellaceae. The record is from RefSeq and is a predicted model, not a curated record. Bases 1 to 558 code for a protein of 185 amino acids.